UACGUGUGGGGGACAACGACGUGUUUCCCACGCGCCGCAGACAUCUAAACAACUGUAAAAGCGUGUAGAAAGACGGGAGCGAUAGACGCAAACUAGAGCCAGAAGUGUUGUGACAAUCCAUUUGAACGUUUGACCGUCGAGCCUCCGGAUAGAACACGAAACGUGUACUUUUGGCGAGCAGCACAGGACGAACUGGUGUGUGUGUGUGUGUUUGUUUUAUAGCUAGCUAGCGGGCUAGCAGCUAAUGUCAGAGACAAGCAGGUGGAGCGGUGCGUUCGGUUCGAUACGAGCUGUAAUCUGAUCACUGGUUGCAACAUGGGGAGAAAGAAACAGGGCGCGUUGGUGCGUCCUGGCAACAAGGGCAAAGACAAAAGGCACAGGAUGAAGGGGAAAACCUUAGAGGCCUUUACAGAAGAUAUGCACACUGCUUUUGAAGCAAGUCUUCACGUAGAGGAGGGAGCAGAGGCCCCCCAGGUGAAAAUGCCAUGUCCACUUGCCAUGUGGGAGUUGGGUCACUGCGACCCCAAACGUUGUACUGGCAGGAAGUUGGCACGCAAGGGCUUUGUGCAUAACCUGCGCCUCAACCAGAGAUUUAAUGGACUUGUACUGAGUCCCAUGGGCACAAAGUAUGUGACGCCAGCAGACAGAGAGAUUGUGGCUAAAAAUGGUUUAGCAGUGAUCGAUUGUUCCUGGGCUAAACUGGAGGAGACGCCCUUCAAUAAGAUGGUCGGCACUCAUCCCAGGUUGCUGCCAUUCCUUGUAGCUGCCAACCCGGUCAACUACGGAAAGCCCUGCAAGUUAUCUUGUGUUGAGGCUUUUGCUGCCACAUUCUGCAUUGUCGGUUUUGAAGAACUAGCAAUGCUCUUGUUGAAUAAGUUCAAGUGGGGGACUGUGUUCCUUGAUCUCAAUAAAGAUCUGCUGGAGCGAUAUGCUGCAUGUCAGUCAGAGGAAGAGCUGCUCACGGUGGAAAAAGAAUAUCUUGCGUCCGACCCAACGGAUGAGGAGGAGUUUGAUCCAUUCGAUCUGACCUCUGGAGUACGAUGCAGGAAUCUCAACAGACCUCCGUGUGCACCCGAAGAGGAGGAUUCUACUGAUGACACCUCAGAAGAGGAGGAGGAGGAGGAGGAGGAGGAGGAGGAGGAUGAAAAUGAUGUGGAAGAAGAUGAAAAAGCCAAGAGCAGUGAGUCAAGAACAGUUUCAAAUCAUCAUGAAGAGGAAGCGGCAGGAUCGAAGUCCCCACAAUAAAGCACAUUUCAACUAUGGAUUUUAUUUUACUUCAAGGACUGGCAAAACUUUUCAAAGCUCAUGAAUCGUUCAUCACCUGAAGGCUAUUUGUGGUCAUGCCGUUUUGUACAAGCUUAUAAAAAAGAGAAAUGUAUAAAAUAAACUACGUUUGUCAUGUAAACCCUGACUUAAUAAAUUAAUCUAUACGAAAGUUGAA
Gasterosteus aculeatus aculeatus (three-spined stickleback) is the source of this 1441-nucleotide messenger RNA. It is a transcript of the gene tsr3, whose product is annotated as TSR3 ribosome maturation factor. Lineage: Eukaryota; Metazoa; Chordata; Actinopteri; Perciformes; Gasterosteidae. Gene Ontology annotation, biological process: maturation of SSU-rRNA. Gene Ontology annotation, molecular function: rRNA small subunit aminocarboxypropyltransferase activity. The record is from RefSeq and is a predicted model, not a curated record.